AACAUCGAGUCUUGGAGUGAAUUUCCAUCAGAUUUUGCUUUCCUGUAGCACUACUUCUUCUGAUUUCAAGAAUAAACCGAACUUCUAAACAGACAAGAUAAUUAUGAAGCUGUUCCUGGCUAGCUUGGUUGCAUUGUUCGUGUUGACGAUUGCUGAAGAGCUGAAUUUCAAACGGACUGGUGAGACUGAAGACAAGAACCGUUUUGAAUCGGCAGGCUUGGUGAGCAAUGACGUUGGGAUCCAAAAACGCGGUUCGCUGUGUAUCGACACAUGUGAAAACGGAGUCGUUAAAUCAAAGUAUUGUACAACUUAUGCAAUUAAUUGUUUCGGAAGCGGACAGGUUGUUCCUGUCAAAUUCAAAAGCCCAUUUAAAGUACCGCCAAAGGUGACGAUUGGUCUUACUCUGAUCGACACUCACAAAGAUCAAAAUGUUCGCGUUCAUGUUAAGGCAGAAAGUGUAACAACUCAUGGAUUCAACGUAAGAUUCAAGCCAUGGUUUUAUUCUGUCACCUAUCAACUUCACGUCAACUGGAUGGCCUGUCCUUGAGUGUGAACUGAGCGCUGACGUUAUAGUUAAUCCACGAGAAAACUUAUAGUUUAAUAAUAAGACGUAAAUUAGUGUACCAUGCAUGCAUGGUGUUUUGUGUUCGUGUCGCGUAUUUUCAGUUGUAAUUCUAGACUUUUAUAUAACAAAUAAACCUGUUCAGCAAA
Molecule: messenger RNA, 711 nt
Organism: Dendronephthya gigantea
Lineage: Eukaryota; Metazoa; Cnidaria; Anthozoa; Malacalcyonacea; Nephtheidae
Exons: 5
Coding region: 104-547 (147 amino acids)
Biological process (GO): cell-cell adhesion
Cellular component (GO): cell surface; protein complex involved in cell adhesion; phagocytic vesicle
Molecular function (GO): polysaccharide binding; N-acetylgalactosamine binding; oligosaccharide binding
Source: RefSeq, a predicted model, not a curated record